AUGCAAAUCUUUAAUAUGGUUUCGCUUGUUGCUCUUUUCGCCCUGGGAGCUACAGCCGUCCCUGUGUCAUCAAUCACCGGCGUCCAAUGCUGCCAAGCAAACCAUGGAGACCUCACAACUCCCCAAGCUCAAAGCCUUUUCAAAAGUCACCAAAAGCGUCAAGAUUACUGGGUGUGCCACGCUUGUAACAAGCAAUUCACAACUCCAGCUGCCUUGCAAAAGCACAAAGAUACCGUGGUACACCCUUGA
Messenger RNA from Pyricularia oryzae 70-15, 249 nucleotides. RefSeq lists its product as uncharacterized. The coding region runs from base 1 to 249 and encodes 82 amino acids. NCBI's taxonomy places the organism in Eukaryota, Fungi, Ascomycota, Sordariomycetes, Magnaporthales, Pyriculariaceae. The transcript has a single exon. The record is from RefSeq and is a predicted model, not a curated record.